CUUACGAUUUGCAUCUCUUCGUUCGUUCCGCGUUUCGUUCAAACAACGUCCACGUCGAUCGCUGUUCGGUAUAAAAAGUUCCUUCCUCACAUCAUUUCACUCUCUCAUUCAUGUUCUCUCGCCUCUCCCAACUCGCACGACACCUCUCUCGUCCUCUACCCAACUACGCGCAUCGUUCCGCGGCCGCAUCGCCUGCGAUCUUGUCCUCGAAGAUGACAUCAUCAUCCACAUCAAUACAGCAGAAGAAAAUGAUACACACAGCGGGUUGCAUAAUCAUAGGCGACGAGGUGUUGGGUGGAAAGGCAAGUACCUGCAAUGCAAUGCCGGAAUGGGGGAUUCUGCGUCGUUGAGAGAGAAGCGUUCCAGUGGUUGCUGUUUGCUGACGAAAUAUGUUGCCGGGUUUGCGCAGACAGUCGACACGAACAGCGCGUAUCUUGCAAAGUUUUGCUUUUCACUGGGCAUACAAUUGAAGAGAGUGGAAGUGAUUGCGGACGACGAAGAUGAAAUAAUAGAAGCCGCCAGGCGCAUGUCCAAGAAUUAUGAUUUUGUGGUUACGAGUGGCGGCAUUGGUCCUACACACGAUGACAUAACGUACCAGUCAAUAGCGAAGGCGUUCAAUCUCGAAUUAAAACUCCACGAACCGACCGUGGCCAAGAUGAAGAAGUUUUCAAGACCUCACAAGUCACAACCGAAUUUCGAUUGGGAUAAACCGUCGGCGGCGUUGACGGCCAAGUUAAGAAUGGCUCAACUACCCAUCGACCCAAGACUCCCAGAAGAGGACCAGGUUUUGUAUGUCAAGGAGGAUCUGUGGGUCCCCAUUUCCGUGGUCAAUGGAAACAUUCACAUCUUGCCCGGUGUGCCCAGGCUAUUUGAGGCGUUGCUGGAAGGCAUGAAGCCGAGGAUCAUGCCUCUUUUGAAAGACCCGGAGGGAAAGGGAACGUAUCGGAUGCUCUUCAGCACGCCCUUGGCCGAGAGCGCCGUGGCAGAGUACCUCACGAGCCUUGCCGCGAAAGUCGAGCCGAAGGGUAUCAAGGUAGGGAGCUAUCCUCGCUGGGGCAAAGGCAGGAACAUCGUGACCUUGGUCGGAAUCGACCGAGACUACAUGGACUCGCUGGAGGCCGAGGUUGCCGAGGGAGUUAAAGGUCGAAGGGUUCAGGUGGAGGGAGAAGAUGACACUGACGAUGAGACGGAUCCCAAAAAGGACAAAGAUGCGUGAUGAAGAAUAUAGUCUGUAUAUUCAUCCGUACCUUUUUCUCUGUCACCAACAUCUACAAAAGAUACACUGUUGAAAAUUUUACUGUAUAAACCCUUA
Molecule: messenger RNA, 1312 nt
Organism: Exophiala oligosperma
Lineage: Eukaryota; Fungi; Ascomycota; Eurotiomycetes; Chaetothyriales; Herpotrichiellaceae
Exons: 2
Coding region: 329-1216 (295 amino acids)
Source: RefSeq, a predicted model, not a curated record